Messenger RNA from Dermacentor andersoni, 7914 nucleotides. RefSeq names its product rapamycin-insensitive companion of Tor (gene rictor). Gene Ontology annotation, biological process: TORC2 signaling; positive regulation of phosphatidylinositol 3-kinase/protein kinase B signal transduction. Gene Ontology annotation, molecular function: protein serine/threonine kinase activator activity. Gene Ontology annotation, cellular component: TORC2 complex. Lineage: Eukaryota; Metazoa; Arthropoda; Arachnida; Ixodida; Ixodidae. The record is from RefSeq and is a predicted model, not a curated record.
AUACUUUUUAAAUUUUGCUAUUCUUUUUAUUCUUACAUAUCUCAGCCGCCAGAUGAGCGCAAACGCUUGUCCGCGUAUGUGCGACAGAAACCGAAACUGAUUGUUUUCUGUUCGAACAGCUUUGUAAAGGCAGAAACGACCAUUGUAUCAGAUGUAUUUCCGUGAAGCGGUGGGGUAGACGUUAUCUCACAUCGCUAGUUCUUUAAUUUUUAACAUACUAUUCGCGUGACUCAAUAACUGAUAACGUAAGGAUAGCGUGCGCUGCCAUAACGUAUCUUAUCAUACGCGUAGUCGUCAUUUUUUUUAUCUCUUUCUUGGAACCGUUCUUGUGAUUCUGGAAAAACACGAGGUGCAAAAUACACAGGGUGCAAGUUUCCGUUAUUUUACAAGUUCCCUGCUUCGCCGCAUUUGGCGUCGCCGUGUGCAAACCGGAACGCCUCCCAAAGAACAUGGCGCAUGUCAUGUUCCGACAGCGGAGCUCCAGAGGCGGCCGUUCAUUAAGAAGACGCCAUGACAGCGAAGAAGAGACGGUUCACCUUGAUUUAAGCAAAGGCGUGGCGGACAACCUGAGGGAGGUUCUCAUCUAUUUGGUGCGCCAAGACGGCAGCAAGCAGAGGAAGAUAGCCUACCUUAACUGUCUUGUGAAGCUGAGCCCGAAGAUAACUCCAGAAACAGAACUCGGGCUGACUCUUGAAGAUUUAUUUUGUUGCCUGCGGGUGCUUCUUGUGCAUGAUGCCAGCGAAGUGCGGGCAGGAUGCCUCCGGGCUCUGCGCCAUCUCGUCAGAGACAUUGAUGCCGCUCGGGCACUCGCGGCAUCGCACAUUCCACGCCUCGUGGCACGCGCCCUGGAUGCUGCCCUGGAGAGCCGCACAGAGCGGCUUCAGGCCCUGAGGCUGGUGCGACGUCUGGUUGCUGUGGCGCCACUUGAGCUGCCAGCUCAGCUUGCUCGCAGCCUCGUCGCCGUGGCAGCAGAUGGCGCCAAGGAGACUGAUGACCUUGUUCGUGCCUGCCUAGCCACCAUUUGUGAGCUAGCAUUGCUGAAUCCAAAGCUCUGCGUGGACACCGGUGGCUUUCGAACAUUGCUCCAAAGUGUGCUUGACUGCCAUCACCCGCCCCUGGCAGAGGCGAUGCUGGGAAUCAUCUUCCACUCGAUAAACGAUCCAGCCACACGUCAGCUGCUCAGUCGUGAUAUUGAUCUUGAGUACUUGGUUGCCCCGUUCACGGACAGUCACUUCAAGUAUGCACCGGACACACCAGAAAACAACUUGGGGUAUGACAAGGUGCUCAGGUUUCAGUCAAGUAGGAUAGCCAUGACUUCAGUCCUGAGGUCCUGGCCUGGGAUGGUGUAUUUCUGCAAGCCUCCACCGUCCGGUCUGCAAUCUCUCGUAGAAGUUCUUUGUCUUCCUCUUCCUGACACAAGGAAAAAUAUAAUUGAGUUGCUGUACGACGUCUUCUGCCUUCGUAUUCCGGAAUGGACAAGUGAUUUUGAAACUGCGCUCAAGUCAGCUGAUCGAACGGCUAUCCGGGAGUCAUGGAAGCUAUAUGAGGGCUUUGUGGUUGCAGAGGCUUGUGAUCUUUUACCGCCACCAUCAAAGCAUAGGUCAAAUUUAGUGGGAAACUACUUAGCUCUCCUUUUGCUAGCAUUUGUGCAGGCUGGAAUCCUAGAGGCGCUAGUUGAAGUGAUAGUGUCAAGUGAAGAUGCCUUGGCUAUUCAAGCAACAAUACUCUUGGCAGAACUGCUGUACAUGGCCAGUGUCUACCUGCCCUCUGAAGCUGGCCGACAUUGCCACUGCCUGCCAACACUGAUGUCACAAGCGGCUGCUUUUGGAUCGCCCCAGGAAAAGCGCAUCCGUGCAAGCACAGCUGUGGCCCGUCUGUCGCACCUGCAUGCAAACCGGCGGAAAGGCACCAUGCCAAGCAGCCUCUUCCUGGACCAGCUUCUGCAGUUCUGCAGCCCGACCAAACGCCGUAGCGGCAACCAGGACUUCUGCGAGGCAGCAGGCAAGGUGCGCCUCAACGCCUGCCUGCAUAAGGAAACGGAUGAGAGUGCCAUGCACAGCAUCCGAGACUCCCAGGUGCUUGUCAGGGAGUACAACUCCUGGGACUGGUAUCUUGUGAGCUCGUUACUCAAGUGGCCCAGCGAGUCGUUGCGCGCGCUCAGUGAGAGCACGCACCGAACUUUUAUCCGCCGUCUUGUCUUCUUCUACAAACCGAGCAGCCGCCAGUUCUCGCUGAUGGAAACCAAGCGCGAGUGUGCAAACCAGAUCAUCACCGUUGGCUGCCAGCUGUUUGAAUUUCUGCUCGAGGCCGAUGAAGGUCGAGCCACCGAGUUCAUUGAGGACUUCUUGAUCGACUUGUGCAACUGCCUUCACGAAGCGCAGUUACCUGGGGCUGCCAUGUCAGCGCUUUUAGGACCUUCGAGAAUGCUGGCAAUGGUUUCACAUGCCUACUUCCUUUUUAUUGGCCGGCUCGCGAGUUCUAGCAAGGGCUCACGGCUCUUGGAGAGGCUUGGAGUGUACCAGCAUAUUGUGACGCUGGUCACACUGGAAGGCCAUGACCUGUACUUGAAGCUGGCACUGGCAUCCAUGGACUACACCAAACCAGGCUUUGCGAGGUCCCUGCUGACGACAGCAUUGACAACAAAGUGCGAGGAAGCACGACUCUAUGCAACAAAGUUCCUCAGAGUCCUACUUCGAUUGGAACUCUUGGACUUCAGGAAGUGGGUCAUGGAGCUUCUUGUGACUCAGCUCUGCGACCCAAACCGUGCAGUCAUGCUGACUGCUGCCUCCAUCUUGGAUGAAGCCUGUGAUGUCAAGGAAAACCUGGAAGCACUGAUUGCGCUGCGUCCCGUGCUGCUGUCAUUUGGAGACCGAGGCCUGCUCCUGCACGUCCGUUUCCUCUCGGUGCCGAGUGGCUUCAAGUACAUGCUGGAAGCCGAACUGCUGGGCCAUCAGCUGCGGCAGUGGGACGAGGUUGAUAAUCUUCGGUAUGUGAAGAUUGUUGAGGACGCCAUCAGCCAGGCUGUCACCUGGCAUCAGCGAGGUGAAGAUGGAACCUAUGGAAGGCGGAGCAGCAACACGAGACUCAAAGUGCAAGACGUGUUUGCCCCUCCACACCUCUAUGGCCAGCUGGUGCAGCACAAGGAAGGACUGGAAUACCUGCAGAAGCACGGUUGCCUGGAGCGCCACUGCGAGACUGUCAUCUCUGGGGACAUGUCGAAUGAGGAGUCCCUCCUGCGGCUGAAGGCAUCACUGUGGACAGUGGGCCAUGUUGGAACAUCACCAGAAGGCUUUGCACUUGUGGCAGACGCAGACGUGCUGCCCUCUAUUGUCAGAAUGGCUCAGGAGUCUCCGGUGUACUCGAUCAGAGGUGUGUGCUUCUAUGUGCUGUGCUUACUGGCCAGCACUGGCGACUCUGUCGAGCACCUGAGUGGUCUUGGCUGGGACUGUGUCCAGCACAAGCACAACGAGGCCUGGCCCGUGGCAUCGGAUGCCUUGCGUGCUGUGCAAACAUCACCUGCACCGCUCCGGGCUCACACGUGGUCCAUAAGCAGCGCAGGGAGCCAACAGAGUGAGGUGCUCACCGCCAGCGCUCUGCACCGUCGCUUCCAUGGUUCUGCUGCAUCGUCCCUGAGUUGUGUCGAUGCUGGUGAGACAAUGCUACGGAGGACGCUCAACUUUGUGUCAGAGCAGGCAAAAUCUCAGGUGGAGAACAGCAGUGGUGUGCGCCAUUCACAGACUUUGCCGCGGAAUGUGACGCUGUCUCCUCGACAUGACGCUCUGGUUGCCUCGUCUCGUAGGCCACGGUCAUCGUCAGACUGCAGGCCGGGCGAAGCAAGGCAUGACGCUGAAGGAGAGGCGCCGCAGGGGCAAGCCCACAAGAUUCCAGAGGUGGUUGCAAUCCACCCCUCUGUUGCUGAGUGCAGACUGCUAUCGGUGCCUGACAGUUCAAAGGAGCGCUCAAGUUCCUUUGGAGGGAGUCGUGACUCUGGAACCGAGACAUCGUUCACUGAGAAAACCUCCAGCAAUCCUGAAGUGAAAGGUGAGCGGAGCGACAGCAACGAGAGUGCCAUCACCACUGGCACAAGCAAGAGCCGGUCUGACAGUUGCACGGACUCAACGACGAGUGGUGUGAGUUCGUGCGAUGAGAAUGCGGCCACGACGAGGACAGUGCAAACGCUGAGCCCGAUUGCGAGCUCGACCUCGCUGAGCACACUGGGUGGGAAUAGGGGCGACGGUGCUGUGAUGCCGCGGAGACCUGGGGGCUUUGUCGGUGGUGUGCGGACGCUUUCGCGUAGCAGCACGUCCACGAGUCCGGUGUCUCCAGACUCCCCGGUGCUGAUGUACACAAGUGCGCGGGACGUGGCAGGCUAUGCGACGCUGCGGGCAGUGCGUGAGGCGUCGUCAAUGCGGCGGCGGCGGAAGCGUGUCUGUUCAGUGGGCUGUGAUGGGGCAGAGCAACACGGAGAGCUCUUUUCGCCACUGUCUUUUGCUGGCUGGAGCCUGGAUCGCAGCGGAUUCUACAUAGGGGAGGAGCCAUAUCCAGAUGAUGCAACGAGUAUUCGGACUAUGUCCAUGUCAAGCACUGCCUCUGCAGCAACAGCCCGAUCGUCAGCUAGGCGGUCCGAGGAGAGGUUCAUGGGACUCUGUUUGCCUGUUGACACUGCACUCAUCUUUUCAGUUUAUGAUCAGGUGCAGCCAUCUGUGGGGGGCAAUGGAGAGGACAAAAUGGCUGAGUUGGCUGAGAAUGUUGAAGAGCGGAGUGAUGGCUUUGAGCUGCACACGCCGCGAGAGUGUCUCCUAUGCCACAGCGUUGAGCGAGUUGCAAAGAUGAAGCAAAGGCAUGCCGACAGCCCUGAAAAGCCAGUUAGUCCGGUUGGCACAGUCAGUCCGACAAUAGAGGAACACUGCAGUGUGGACGUUCGUGAUGCAGCCAUCGGAGCAUUCCCUUUUUCCCAUUCUAGUCAAACUAGGAAAAACAGGAAGUCAGGCGAGAGGUCAGCUGACAGUGACUAUGACCCCAUUGCCGUUAGGCGGGAGUUGCUCAAGUACAUUGCCAACCUCAAUAGCUCAGUCGUCAUGAAGGGAUCCGAACAGGCCCUACUGACCCUGAAGCAGAAGUACCCAAGCGCCUUUCAGGAUGUGUGCCUUUACUCUGAGGUCUGUCUGCUGAUGUCACAUUACCGGUACAGGCUAGGAGCCCGUACCUUGCUCCAGGAACUGUUCUUUGACCUCAGCCUUGAAAAGCAAUUUUUUGAGGAGGCAGAAUGUAUCCUAAGGAUACCACAUGUUGUAGUAAUGCCACCUAAGGAGGAAUCAGAGGCCUAAAAGAGCCUCCUUCGACCAAAACAUGAUUUGCGACACCAGAAGCUCGGCAUCUGCAAAGGGUCGGCACCACUGUCGCUGACGUCAUGGUCAAGCCUCGCUGUGUAUUCCUUCAGUGUGUAAAAAAAAAAUAAUCUACCAAUGUCAGAUGCAAGAUGUCUGCAAAUCAAGUCAUCUCAAGCCAAAUGUGAAGACAGAUGACUUGUGGUUUAAUGCCUGACAGCUGCAACGAGCUUAGCAAGUUAAGCCUGGCUGCCCAAUGAGAGAAGUGCUGGCUCAAACUGUGAUGAGUGCAGCGUUGCUGAAAUAAGCCAAAGCAUUGUCAUAAUCUUCUCAGUGAUUGCAGUCUUAAGCAGUGGCUUGACAGUGCUAAGGUGCACAUUGCUUUGUUGAUGAGAGGCCCAGAUGUUUGUGGAAUUUAUUCCAUAGACAUAGUAUGUGUUGCGGCCUGUUUAAAUGCUUAUGUAGGACGUAGAAAUGGGGGUUGGGGGGGGGGUAUUUUGAAAUUUAACUACGUGCAAAGUAUCAUGCCGGGAUGCCACGUAAUACAGCUGAAUUAGGCACUGCUAGAAUAGUACUGUGAGGGUGGAGCUGCACUUGUGUGUUGCACGCCGAUAGGCAAGGAAAAGAAGAGGUGGGUGUUGAACAUGCCGUAUUUGCUUGAAUAUAAAGCUUUUCUUUAAUCUUUAGCCAGAGUUACCACAGACUGAGUUAGCACCUCAUAUUAUAUUCAGGAACAUGCUCUGAACUUAUAUGCGACCGCAUGCAGAAAGCUCAGCCGUCAUGCAAAUAAGCUGAGUGGGUAAGCCACUGUAUCAAUGACAGAAGAUUCAACAAGUCUGCAAAUAGUGAGAGCUCAACUUGGGGUGAUGUAGGUGGAUGGACUUUGAAGGUUGCAGAUAUGGUUGAAUUAUGUAUAACUUGUUUGCAUUACAGUGACUUGCUUUUUUAUGCUAACAAUUUUUACAAAGAUUUUGCUUGUGCCCCUGUUUUGUUUAUCACUGAGAUUUUGCAACACACUGCAUUUCUAGGUCUGCAUCAUUUAGUAAAACACUUGUCAGUUGUAGUUUACCUGGCUUUUCUUUAAUAUAAAUGGUAGUCUUUACCUUUUUCUGUACAAUGCCAAGUAUUUUAUUGACUAUUGCGAAUCAAAGAAAUGCAAUCUCGUUGUGAAAUCUGAGCGAUAAACAGAAUAGUAGUAAGUGGAAAAUGUCCUUCUAAAGUAGUUAGAAUAAAAUAGCGAGUUGUAUUAUCGUGGUGGUUCCAUAUUUUCCUGCUAGUCGAAAGCGAGGGUGCACUUACAUAUGUAGCUGCAUUAUAUUUAUGCAAAUAUGGUAUCUCUAUCAUGUUGUUAUGUAAGUUAACCGUUUGCACUCGGACACUAAAUGAGAAAGUGAGCGAGGAUGAAUAGCAACUUGUAACUGUGACUUGUCUUCCUUUUUUUUUUGUAAUUUUCUUUUUUGUCACUGUAUAACCAAGAAUUCAAAAUGUGCCAAGCUCUUUGUGAAUUGUUCUCAGGUUUGCCGUUUCUCUUAUCCCGGUGUGGUGCUUUUACAGUUACCAGUACAUGAUGCCUGUAAAUAUGUAAAGGGUUUCCAGCAUAUGUACAUAGACCCAGGUGUGCCUUUUGCUGGUAUACAUUGGUAAGCAUGCUUGAUUUUUUGUAUUUAUGAAAAAAAAAAGGUUAUUGUUCUCUUUGUUGUGGGAAUUCUUCUAACGUAGUGUUAGCCAGUGUGUUAGUUUUGGGUUACAAGAGGUGUUUUCUUUUGUUAUCUUAUUGUGUGUGUGUUGCAUUGUUGUAGCUUAUUUCUACUUACGUUUGAUGAAAAUAGUGGAACUUGUCAGUGCUGCUUUUUGUUGUUUAUUUGCUGGUUUAUAUGUAUCACCAAGAUAGAAACAAAAAAGUGCUAAGUUAUAUAGGGGAGGACGUUUAUUGCUGAAGAAACUGUGAACAUGUUCUUUUCACGUGAUAUUUUUUACCCGUGUGGGGGACAAAAGCACUUGGAAAUUGUAUGCAAAUAUUUUAGCAUAAAGAUGUGUCUGGUCAUGGUGGAGGCAUACAGCAGACCCAUAGUUAUUGAAACUCAUAUAAUUUUAAUAAGUUAAGGAAUUCUCAAAAUUUUGGCUAGCUCACUGCAUUAUUGAUGCAUUUUGAAACUGCCCAAUUAUAACAAGGAUUUUGGUUAGCUCAAGUUUUUUGCCUUCCCUGGGCAGAUGAAAGGGCCAGAAAUGGCUACUUAGAGGACAUUCAUCAGGCAGCAAAAACAGUUAUUAACCUAGGCUAUACUGGUAGAUUAAUUUACACUUACAUUUACGAAGCCACCUUGAAGUUCCUUCUCAACUAACCAUGUCAAAUAUUGGCAGUAUCUGCUUGGCACUAGUCAAUUGUUUGUCAGUGAAGUAUUAUGUUUUAUUCUAAUGCGAGUAAAGACUCGUUACUACAACUUUUGUACGCUUUUACUGUACAGUAAAAAUUUAGAUGCAGGAAAAUAUACCAUGAAAUCUGAGAAGUCACUCUGAUGCCACUGAUGCGAUGGUUUUGGUGUGACCUGUUAAAAAAACUUGACCUUGCCUUCGUUUCACUCUGAUA